Pterocles gutturalis (yellow-throated sandgrouse) is the source of this 876-nucleotide messenger RNA. RefSeq names its product phosphatase and actin regulator 1-like. The record is from RefSeq and is a predicted model, not a curated record. The transcript has 5 exons. Bases 355 to 741 code for a protein of 128 amino acids. NCBI's taxonomy places the organism in Eukaryota, Metazoa, Chordata, Aves, Pterocliformes, Pteroclidae. Gene Ontology annotation, molecular function: actin binding. Gene Ontology annotation, biological process: cell motility; stress fiber assembly.
AGUCGGGAGGCUGGCAGGAGGGCAGCGAGAGGGUUAGCUGGGUCUUAGCUAGAAAUACUUGUGCGAGUCAGGAAGCAGGCAUGGGAGGAAGGAAAUUAAGUGGAGACAUCUGUGUAGCUUUAGCUUUCAGCAGCUCUGCCUGGGGUAGGGGUGGGAGAGUCGUGCCUAAGAUGACAUAACGUUAUUUUGUCUUUCGUGAGUUGAAAACAGAGGAAACUGCAAAAGCGAAGCAUGGUCUGUGUCACGCAUGGUCCGGGCGUACCAAGUACAUAAUGGGGCAGUGUCAGUGCUUUCUGCUCUGCCUCUCACACCCCAAAAUUACUCUUCAAGACAGAGAACUGAGGAGAAUGUGAUAUGGUCCAAAAACUGAUCUUGGACUUUUUUCGCAGACGACUGAGCCAGAGGCCGACUGCUGAAGAAUUGGAGCAGAGGAACAUACUGAAACCCCGGAAUGAGCAAGAGGAGCAGGAGGAAAAAAGGGAGAUCAAGAGAAGAUUAACACGUAAGCUGAGUCAAAGGCCCACGGUAGAGGAGCUCCGUGAGAGGAAGAUCCUCAUCCGCUUCAGCGACUAUGUGGAAGUAGCAGACGCGCAAGACUACGACAGGAGGGCAGACAAACCCUGGACGCGACUCACAGCCGCUGACAAAGCAGCAAUUCGAAAAGAGCUUAAUGAAUUUAAAAGCACUGAAAUGGAAGUUCAUGAAUUAAGCAGGCAUCUAACAAGGUUUCAUAGACCGUAGCAGUUCAAUUCUACCUGACUACUAUGCCAUCUUCAAAACAUAACUAAAAGGAACCAUAAGUGCUGGUAUUAUUCACUUCCCUGUUACGUACAAUGUAAAUCUUCCGAACUGCCUUUUUUUUUAAAAAAAAAAAGA